AGUUUGCGUUUUUAACCAGGAAACAAGUCGUACGCGGCUUUAAAGCGGAUUUAUACAGUGACAGCGCUAUAAGACGAGUUGUGAACGAGAAGACGUUUACUUCGAUGCCCUUUUUUUGCACGUAGAAGCAGAACUGGCAUUUUAAAUAAACUUAAGUGUGCGUACUUCGGAUUCGAAGCAGAAGUCUGCCACAGCUGACGUGUAUAUCAGAUAUGUAUGUGAAGAUGAGCUGGCAAACCGCAAGGUAGCUGCUCUUCCAGUUAAACUGCUCAAGAGUUUCUGUUUUAGUUCCUGGUCUGUAUUCAGACUCAACAUGGCAGCGCUCGGUGCUCUGCGCUGGAUGCAAACCUGCGUGAUCCUGCUGCUCUGCCUGUCUGAGCCUCUGCCCGCCGCCCCUCACAGUAAUUACUAUGACACUCUCAAUGUUGAGCCAACAGCAACCGACAGCCAGAUAAAAAAGUCUUUUCGCAAGCUGGCAAUGAAGUACCACCCGGAUAAGAACAAGAGCACCGAUGCAGAGAAGACUUUCAGGGAGAUUGCUGAGGCCUACACGGUGCUCUCCAACAAGGACAAAAGGAGGCUGUAUGACAGUGUGGGCCAUGAAGCUUUUCUACAAAAUGAGGCCUCCGCUGACCAAGAGGACGAGUAUGAGACAAGCUUCUCCUUCAGAUUCUCGGACGUCUUCAGCGUCUUUGAUGAUGGUCCCUUUGUGGAGGAGCCACACUUCCACUGGAGCUUCGAUCAGGCCAUGGAGGAUGAGGAUGCUCAGUUCGAACAUUACAGCUUUGACGGGCCAGAAUUCAGCUUUUAUUUUGGGGAUGAAGAUGAAAAUGAGGAUCACUACUAGAUAGCCAGUAUCUUUUUUUUCUUAUACCCUGUGUGACUUUCAUUGUAUGUUCUUUUAUUGGUAAUAAAGUGGACAAAUUUAA
Molecule: messenger RNA, 929 nt
Organism: Stegastes partitus (bicolor damselfish)
Lineage: Eukaryota; Metazoa; Chordata; Actinopteri; Pomacentridae
Product: dnaJ homolog subfamily B member 9-like
Exons: 2
Coding region: 314-847 (177 amino acids)
Biological process (GO): ERAD pathway
Cellular component (GO): endoplasmic reticulum
Molecular function (GO): protein-folding chaperone binding; misfolded protein binding
Source: RefSeq, a predicted model, not a curated record